AAAUUGGCUUAUACUAGCUCGUAAAAACAAUAUUGGAUAUUGGACAUCAUACGUGGUUUAUACGAUCCUCAUGCGUACGUCAAGAUGUCCUCCGAAGACUGUGAAAAUGAAUUGCUUGCUUUAGAGUCUAUUUAUGAAGAUAGAUAUCAACUUGUUCAGUCUACACCAAAACGAAAAGUUAAAGUAUACUUAGAUGGACAAUCAGAUGAUUCACUGUUAACUAAAAUUAAAUGUCAAAUUCUUUUUGAACUACCAGAUAAAUAUCCAAACAAACCGCCAAAAUAUCAAUUACUUAAACCAGAAAAUAUUUCAGACGAAGAUAUUUCUGAUAUUAAAACUAUAAUCGAUGGAGUAAUUGAACGUUCACUUGGCUAUGUUAUGCUUUUUGAUAUCUUAACAGAUGUUCAACAAAAAUUAGAUAGUAUUUGUGAAAAGAUACUUAUCCGUCAACGUAAUGAAGCUAAAGAGAAACGAAAAGCAGCCCUACUGGAGGAAGAAGCGAAAUUUAAAGGCGAUCGUGUUACUGUUGAAUCAUUUUUAGAAUGGAAUGCCAAAUUUCGUGCAGAAAUGGAAGCUUUAAAAGAAAAAAUUAUAACAGACGAUCAAACCAAUAAACGAUUAACUGGACGUGAAUUAUUUUUAAAGGAUAAUCAUUAUGAUGAUUCAGAUCUUACAUUCUUAGAAACAAAUGGUGGUGAAGUUGUUGAAAUAGAUGAACGCCUGUUUAUUGAUAUUAAUGAUAUAGAAUUAAGUGAUGAUGACAAUGAUGAUGGUGUUUUAACGGAAACAGCAGCUUAAACGAUUGUAUCUUUUAUGUAUGAAUAAACUGACUUGCUUUUACUUACAAUUUGUACUUCUUAUAUUAGUAUGAACAAGCGUUCAGGCAGACGAAAAGUAACAACCGCCCACACAUUUUUAAAAGCACAUACACUUUUCCUGAUCACCACCUACUCUUAUUUACGCGUCACAGGAAUUCAAUAAUUGGACUGUUCACUGAUUAGAUUAUGAAGAAAUACAUAUGCUCACGUGGUGUUUAAUUUACAAGGUCACCAAAAGAGUAUUUUUAGAAGAAAAAGAAACUUUUUGCUAAUCUGUGUAUAUCUUUUUGAUUCAUUAUUAAAGGUAGCCUGUAAUCUGAUCCAUUUGUUCGGAAAGCAUACAAACCCCUACCUGUUAGGACCAAGUCGAGUGAAUAAUUCCGCUAAAUACAAAUUCCUGAGUUCUGCCCUCUCUGUGUUUUGGUUGGAUUCGUGUAAUUCGGUCAUCUCGAAAUACUAAUAUUCCGAUUACAAUAAAUUACUGCAAAUUGGCGUCGCGAGCAGGAUUUAAAUAACCUGGGAAAAUUCCCCAUUAAUGGGUCUCUGCGGGAGAUUGCUGAUUAUUUGGAAUGCUUCGAUGCGUGGUGC
Molecule: messenger RNA, 1406 nt
Organism: Trichobilharzia regenti
Lineage: Eukaryota; Metazoa; Platyhelminthes; Trematoda; Strigeidida; Schistosomatidae
Source: the annotation of a GenBank genome assembly